This is a messenger RNA of Dufourea novaeangliae, 1730 nucleotides long. RefSeq lists its product as uncharacterized. The transcript has 8 exons. Lineage: Eukaryota; Metazoa; Arthropoda; Insecta; Hymenoptera; Halictidae. The record is from RefSeq and is a predicted model, not a curated record. The coding region runs from base 345 to 1613 and encodes 422 amino acids.
CCGAUAAUACCGGAGCCAUGUGAACAAGAGGAAACGGCGAAAGUGUGUGUAUAUGUGGCCGCGGAAAUCGUUGACGAGUUGGGGGGGCCGCCGGUGAUACCCGCGUAUCGGUGACGUAAAUGAGAAGGGUGGCGAGAAGUGGCCGUUUUUCGACCGCGGAAAUGAACCUGCCGGGUGUACACGGGCCUCGAACAGUAGGCGACAGUGCACGACAGUGCUAGGGCUGCUCCCGGAAAAAGAAGGGCGAGGGGAGAGACCGAUACACGAUCGGAGAAGGGUUCUCGCCACGAACGACCGGGCCGGGAGCACCGUUCGCGAAGAUAGGCGGCCCGGUGUUGCUUGAGAUGGACUCGGUCGCGGUGACGGUGCCUCUUCGUCAACCGACGAAAAAGAUGAAGAAACGGAAGGAGCUCGACGCGCUCGCGCCCCCACACACUGUCUCCCGCCGGAGUUCCGGAAAGCGUAGCUCCCAAGAGUUACUAUCAGAUAGCAGCGACGAACGAUCGGAAUACUGGAAUGUAUCGACUAGAAAUGGCCGCAAAUGCAGAGGCAGACGAAGUCGAGGUUGUCCCGGAUUUUUUAAAGCUUGUAGUGCCUUUCUGGCUUGCGCCUCUGUAUUAGCAACCGCUAGUUUAAUUUGGCUGUUCAUCGAUGUUCGUCAGCAACUCACUGCACUUCGGACCGAACUGGACCAAGUGAUAGCCGGUAACGAAGGAGUACCAGACGCUCUACAGAAAUGCCACUCUCUAUCGAGAGACCUCCAGAACAACCAGACCAUUAUCUUCUCUCAGUUAUCCGAUCUCAAGCUUCAAGUCAAUAAUUUUACUACACAGUUAGCCGUUAUCCAACGUGACCUGCAUCGGGUAGAGGAGUGGUUCAAAGCUGGGCUCGAACCCACGGACUUGAAGGCACUUUCGAGUAGUGUGGUGUCGUUUGGCAGCCAAAUACAAGACCUAAGCGCCACGGUGAAGUCCCUAAAGGAGUCGAACGCGAGGGUGCAAGAUGCUCAGACCACUAUGCAGCAGAAUAUCACCAGCAUCAAGAACGCUAUAACAGAGAUGUCCAACGUCACCCAGAGACCUCAAAUCGUGACCACGAACGAAACGAAGAUAAGAACUGAUGAACUGAACGCGGCCAUAUUACGUUUGACGACCAAUUUGAUUCACGUGAACGAAAGCCUGACAAGAGCGGUGCAGUGGGUCGCGGAGGAUCAAAAGAAAGAUCAUGAAACCCUGGUGUUGCUUCAGGAGACCUCACAGAACGUUAGCAUGAAGGUGAUAUCUCUGGAGACGGAGUGCGUCAAGACCACUGUCUUAGCUUCUGUUAAAAAAUUGAACGAUCAAGUCGCCGAGAUUUACGUAGUUCACGCAGAUCUCAACGACAGGGUGAAGCAUUUGGAACAAUCGUAUGGCACCCUAAGGAAUUCGACGAGCGUAAUGCUAGCUGGAAUACCAGACAUACAGGGACCGAAACCGCACAACGCAAAGGAUUUGAAAGAAUCGAUCGUUGGAGACACGACGACUGAACAGAUUCGUAGUGGGUUAGCCUUGGAUGAUAUAUCUGCGAGGAAACCAUUGCCGGAUAAACAGAAACGUUCAAUAGGAACCCCGUAAUAUAUUCCAGCGGUAAAUGGACGAAGUUUCGCUUUGUACAGUUACAGUGGUUCUGUUUCCAAAGUACCAGGAAGUGUGUAUUUGUAAAUACAAAUAAAUUAAGUAUGUUGAAAAUUC